Molecule: messenger RNA, 1572 nt
Organism: Dendrobium catenatum
Lineage: Eukaryota; Viridiplantae; Streptophyta; Magnoliopsida; Asparagales; Orchidaceae
Product: protein HEAT INTOLERANT 4
Exons: 14
Coding region: 251-1294 (347 amino acids)
Biological process (GO): regulation of cellular response to heat
Source: RefSeq, a predicted model, not a curated record
CGAAGCGAGGAAGUAGCGGCGGGAGCCCGCUGGAGAAGGCAACGACGGGACCAGCGGCUUGCGAAGAAGAAGAGGGCUUACUGAGACUUACGCCGGAUUUAGGUUAAAUCCUGCUAUCAAACAGCCCCAAAGUACAAUACUUGUCUCGACAUAGUUCAUUUACAGUGUCAACUGAACCGGACGUAACCCUCUGAAGCUCCGGUAGACCGAACCUCGCCUCCUUUCAAAUUUGAAGGCACUCAAGUCUGAGAUGGCGGCGUCCAGGAAGAGGAAGGCGCCCCAGAAGAAGAAGGCUGAGGAAGGCGGUGUUGGCGAUGUAGUCAAUCCCACCGACGAGGCUCAGAAGGAAUCAAGUAAGGGAAAUGCUAAUAGAAGGAAAAGCGUCAGAACUAAGCCUCAUCAGGAAGCCAAAUACUUCGAGGAGAAGCGGAAUCUGGAGGAUUUAUGGCUAGCUGCAUUUCCUGUUGGAACUGAGUGGGAUAACAUGGACAAACUUCAUGAGAUCAAUUGGAAAUUUCCUAACUUGGAGAAUGCUUUUGAGGGUGGAGAGCUUUGCGGGAAGAAGGUGUACUUGUUUGGCUGUACUGAGGCUCAAAUGCUGAAUGUAAAUGGCGUGGACAAGGUCACCCUUAUUCCAGUAGUGAUCGCAGUGGUUUCUCCUGUUCCCCCCUCUGACAAAAUUGGCGUUAAAUCUGUACAAAGAGAAACGGAAGAAAUUAUUCCCAUGAAAUCAAUGAAAAUGGCUUGGAUGCCAUAUAUUCCAUUGGAGGAUAGGCAUAGUCAAGUAGAACGAUUGCACACUGAAAUUUAUACUAUGGGAUGCACUCAGAGAAGAUCUGCUCUAAAAUUCCUGAAGGUUGAGCGAGUUAAACAGUAUGAUUAUUGCCUGCCUUAUCUUCAACCCCUCCACCCCGAUGAUGAUGAACAAGAUACGGUUGUCCAUAUCAUGUAUCCUCUAGAUCCUCCGGUUGUCUGUGAGUUUGAUUGGGAGCUGGAUGACCUUGAGGAAUUUACGGAUAACCUUAUCAAGGAGGAGGUCUUAUGGGAAGACCAGAAAGAUAAAUUUAAGGAGCAUGUAAAGGCACAGGUUAAAGAAAGGAAACAAGCUCAGAGACAGGCAAGAGAAGCCCGGAAAAAAGCUAUAGAGGACAUGGACCCCAAGAUACGAUCUGCAUUGGAGAAUUUGAGGCUCUACAAGUUUUACCCUGUACAAACUCCUGAUACACCAGACAUCAGUCAAGUGAAGGUAUCAUACAUCAAUAGGUACUAUGGAAAAGCUCAUGCCGUUCUCUGACACUGAAGAGGGAUCGAACUGUUCUUCCAUCAAUGGAUUCAGAAGCAGAAAUUUGGUUGUUUUUAGUUUUCAACAGUUGACAUUGAGACAAUCUAAGCGGCUUCAUAUUUUUAUUUAUUUAUUGAUUUUUGUUUGAGUGACAUGAAGAGAUUAUAUCUCACUUUUCUUAAGAACCCUCUUCUCCUCUUUUGUAUUACUGCCCUAUAAACAUGUCUGAUUAUUAUGGAGACAAAUAUAGACAAUUCAAAAGAUAAUUUUGAUUGUGGAGCUUACUUGUA